UGUAAAGCAGACGACGUUAAUCAGGCGAACCUUGAACUGAGCGCAGGUUCAAGAUACGACCUGCAAACAGACGACAAUCUUUUCGUUCCGUUAAAACGACGGGAGAUCGUAAGUGGGGUCGCCCGAAGUGCUGCGCUGGAGUAUAACAGAUUGAAACCGCGUUAGUAAACAACAGGAAGUCGCCAUGACGGAGUCAUUCAUCGAGACCACGUCGCACGGGAAAUGCCUCAUGAUACGCGGGUUUCGGUUUCCGCCGGGGUUCAACCCUGAGUUUGUGUGUCAAGCGCUCGAUUACAAACCUCGAGCAGGUGAUGUCUUCGUAUCGACGUACAUCAAGUGCGGCACAACGUGGGUGCAGUAUGUGGUGUGGUGCUUGCACAAUCUUGACAAACUCGCGUCUGGCGAGGGCGUACCCACCUUGACCGACCUGCUGCAUAAGCACGUGCCAAUGAUUGACUGGGUUGGCACAGAACCUUUGGCCCAGCUACCUGAACCCCGCCUGAUGAAACACCACCUGCCUUUCCACAUGGCUCCCUAUCAUCCAGAAGCCAAAUACGUCGUUGUGGUCCGCAACCCGUUCGACUCUGCAGUCUCCUUCUACCACAUGCGCAAGAGAAACUGGCUUUCUGCGGGCCUUUCAGAGGACUACAAGUUCGACGCUUUCUUCGAGUCCUUCAUGACCGGCGACGUCCCAUACGGGUCGUACUUCGACCACAUCUUGUCCUGGUACGAACACCGCAACGACCCCAACGUGCACCUUUUGUACUUCGAGCACUUGCUGGAGGACACGGCCGCAGAAGUCCUCAAGAUCGCGGACUUCGUAAACGCUAAGGAGAUCGGAAGCCGUCUGCGAUCCGAUCCUGGUCUUCUGGAAAAAGUCGUCGAGAAGACGUCGUUUACGAGUCUUAAAAAGACUGCCGUGCCCGACGAGGACGUGGAUGACAAAGACAUCGGUGACUGGGAGAACCCUAAAGGUCCCAGCAGGAAUUUCUUCAGGAAGGGGGUCGUGGGGGACUGGAAGAAUCAGUUGAGCGCGGAUCAGGAAAGAAGGCUGAAGGAGCUUUACCUUGCCCGGCUCGGUGGAACCGAGUUGCAGAAGGUUUGGGAAAAGUACUUGGGUUUCUAGGUCGUCUCAAACCGUGUUCCACGAUUUCCGAAGCACGGCGAUUAUGCCAUGUGACAAGCUUGUCGAGUGCAAUCAGCUACAUAAAUUUAAUUACACGCAGUUAGUUCUAUAACUAUUCAUUAGUUCUACGAGUGUUGCUAAUAUGUGAAAAAGAAAACGCUUUAUCUAGC
This is a messenger RNA of Ornithodoros turicata, 1296 nucleotides long. RefSeq names its product sulfotransferase 1C2-like. Gene Ontology annotation, molecular function: sulfotransferase activity. The transcript has 2 exons. NCBI's taxonomy places the organism in Eukaryota, Metazoa, Arthropoda, Arachnida, Ixodida, Argasidae. The record is from RefSeq and is a predicted model, not a curated record. Bases 185 to 1126 code for a protein of 313 amino acids. Gene Ontology annotation, biological process: sulfation. Gene Ontology annotation, cellular component: cytoplasm.